AGUAUAAAGGAUUAAACGAUCAUUGUUAUCAUUGCAUUAUUACACGUGGCGAUAGAUUAUUUGUACAGAUAGUUUGCCACUCUCAUUUGAAUGAGCAUUUACGCAGACGAUAUUUGGACAAUACCAAACAAAAGAAGUGACUGGGUUGUCUAUAUCAAAGGCUCUUCCAAGAAUUUCAUCCGAAUUGGCAAAGUAUUGUUCACUUCGACAUGCAUUUUAUUUAUAUCGCUUUCUUCGUCUUCCAACUGGGCAAUAUUCAAACAACUGUAA
Loa loa (African eye worm) is the source of this 270-nucleotide messenger RNA. RefSeq lists its product as hypothetical. Bases 91 to 270 code for a protein of 59 amino acids. NCBI's taxonomy places the organism in Eukaryota, Metazoa, Nematoda, Chromadorea, Rhabditida, Onchocercidae. The transcript has 2 exons. The record is from RefSeq and is a predicted model, not a curated record.